AUGCCCAACCAAGCCGAAUCCUCACCCAAGAAAGGCUCGAAAGGAAGCCGACGCCACCCCAAAAAGAGCAAAGCCAGGAACCCCUCGAGUACCGCAGUCGAACAUUCCUCUACCUCUGAGCGCCUAGCAAAUGAAGACAACUCCGACGUUACCGAGCCUGCAAGCGGCUACAACACGUUCCACGACGAGACUGAGACUCGCAGUGAUCAGGACUAUUUCUUGCUGUACAUGGGAAGUCAGUUUGACGGCGAUGAGCAGUGA
Messenger RNA from Pestalotiopsis fici W106-1, 261 nucleotides. RefSeq lists its product as uncharacterized. The record is from RefSeq and is a predicted model, not a curated record. The transcript has 2 exons. Bases 1 to 261 code for a protein of 86 amino acids. NCBI's taxonomy places the organism in Eukaryota, Fungi, Ascomycota, Sordariomycetes, Amphisphaeriales, Sporocadaceae.